Molecule: messenger RNA, 1566 nt
Organism: Gaeumannomyces tritici R3-111a-1
Lineage: Eukaryota; Fungi; Ascomycota; Sordariomycetes; Magnaporthales; Magnaporthaceae
Product: alpha,alpha-trehalose-phosphate synthase 1
Exons: 3
Coding region: 1-1566 (521 amino acids)
Biological process (GO): cellular response to heat; trehalose biosynthetic process
Cellular component (GO): cytosol; alpha,alpha-trehalose-phosphate synthase complex (UDP-forming)
Molecular function (GO): alpha,alpha-trehalose-phosphate synthase (UDP-forming) activity
Source: RefSeq, a predicted model, not a curated record
AUGGGCAGCGUCGACGGAGAUGAAAGGGCCCUCGGAGGCCGGCUCCUGCUGAUAUCCAACCGCCUCCCCAUCACCAUCAAGCGCUCCGACGAUGGCCAGUACAGCUUCUCCAUGUCCUCGGGCGGCCUCGUCACGGGCCUGAGCGGUCUGUCCAAGGCAACCAGCUUCCAGUGGUACGGCUGGCCUGGACUCGAGGUCCCCGACGCCGAGGCCGGUCCGCUGGUCAAGAGGCUGAAGGACGAGUACGGCGCCCACCCCGUCUUUGUCGACGACGAGCUCGCCGACAGGCAUUACAACGGAUUUUCGAACUCGAUCCUGUGGCCUCUCUUCCACUACCACCCCGGCGAGAUCACCUUUGACGAGUCUGCCUGGGCUGCUUACAAGGAGGUGAACAGGCUGUUUGCUCAGACUGUCAUUAAGGAUGUUCAGGAUGGCGACAUGAUCUGGGUUCACGACUACCAUCUCAUGCUGCUGCCCGAGAUGCUCCGCGAGGAGAUUGGCUCCUCCAAGAAGGACGUCAAGAUAGGCUUCUUCCUCCACACCCCCUUUCCCUCCUCCGAGAUCUACCGCAUCCUGCCUGUCCGGGAGGCUCUGCUCAGGGGCGUCCUUCACUGCGACUUGCUGGGCUUCCACACCUACGACUAUGCCCGCCACUUCCUCAGCUCUUGCUCCCGCAUCCUCUCGGCACCCACCACCCCCAACGGCGUCGAGUAUGCCGGCCGCUUCGUUACAGUCGGCGCAUUCCCCAUCGGCAUCGACCCGGAGAAGUUUGUCGAGGGUCUCAAGAAACCCAAGGUCAUGGAGCGUAUCGCAGCACUAACACGCAAGUUCGAGGGUGUCAAGCUGAUUGUCGGCGUCGACCGGCUUGACUACAUCAAGGGCGUGCCGCAAAAGCUACACGCGCUCGAGGUGUUCCUCACGGAGCAUCCGGAAUGGAUCGGCAAGAUAGUGCUGGUCCAGGUGGCUGUACCCAGCCGGCAGGACGUGGAGGAAUACCAGAACCUGCGCGCAGUCGUCAACGAGCUGGUGGGGCGCAUCAACGGCAAGUUCGGCACCAUCGAGUUCAUGCCCAUCCACUUCCUGCACCAGUCGGUCAGCUUCGACGAGCUGGCGGCCCUGUAUGCCGUCUCAGAUGUGUGCCUGGUGAGCUCGACGCGCGACGGCAUGAACCUGGUCAGCUACGAGUACAUCGCCACUCAGCGCGACAGGCACGGCGUCAUGAUCCUGUCCGAGUUCACGGGUGCUGCCCAGAGCCUGAGCGGCUCGCUUAUUGUCAACCCCUGGAACACGGAGGAGCUGGCCAACGCGAUCCACGAUGCCGUCACCAUGGGCCCCGAGCAGCGCGAGAUCAACUACAAAAAGCUCGAGCGCUACGUCUUCAAGUACACGAGCGCCUGGUGGGGCCAGAGCUUCGUCACGGAGCUCAACCGGAUCGCCGACGUCGAGGUCGAGUCCAAGGCAAAGCUCGCCCUGCGCAGCGCUGCCGAAACUGUCAAGAGCGGCGCACUGAAGGCGGCCGACGCUGUCUCUGACGCCAUUUCAGGCGCUGUUGGAGGCAGCAGCUAA